AAAUUAAAAAGGCUUGAAACUCCAUACUCUCAAAGCAUCCAUAACUCCAACAAAGAAAAAGAAGAGAAAACAGCCAUGUCCGAUCACAGCGAAGAGCACAUGAAAAUCAUUCGAAAACCAGACGGAACCCUCACUCUGUUGCGCAAACCGGAGUCACGCUCACUACCCCAAUCUGACCCCACCCUCUCCAUUACCGUUCUCUCCAAAGACCUCACCAUCAACCCUCAUAACGACACCUGGCUCCGCUUGUUCCUACCCAAACAAGGAACAAACGAUAACAAGAAGCUACCACUUAUUGUUUUCUUUCAUGGUAGUGGCUUUGUCACAUCAAGUGCAGCUUCCACCAUAUUCCAUGAUUUCUGUGUAAACAUCGCGGACGGCGCCGCCGCCGUUGUCGCCUCCGUCGAGUACCGCCUUGCGCCGGAGCACCGAUUACCGGCUGCAUAUGACGAUGCUGUCGAAACUUUUCAUUGGAUUAAAUCCAGCCAGGACGAAUGGUUGACCAAACACGUUGAUUACUCGAGGUGUUAUUUGAUGGGAAAUAGUGCUGGGGCAACGAUAGCGUACUACGCGGGUCUACGUAUAGCUUCAGGAGAGGUAGGUGAUCUUGAGCCGUUGAAAAUCCAAGGGAUGAUAUUACGUCAGCCGUACAUUGGUGGGACCCAGAGGACGGAGUCAGAAUUGAGGCUCGAGAAUGAUGCGGUUCUUCCUUUGUCGGAUAAUGAUUUGAUGUGGGAGCUGGCGCUGCCUGUUGGGGCUGACCGUGAUCAUGAGUAUUGCAAUCUGACGGCUGUGGAUGGUUGGAGGAUUGAGAAGGUGAGGGAUCAGGGGUGGAGAGUGAUGGUUAGUGGGUGCGGUGGGGACCCACUUGUUGACCGUGAUAGGGAGCUUGUGAAGUUGUUGGAGGAAAAGGGUGUUUGUGUGGUGAGUGAUUUUGAGGAAGAGGGGUGCCAUGGCAUAGAGUUGACGGACCCCAACAAAGCAAAAACACUCAUUCGCUUGAUCAAACAUUUCAUGUCCUCAUAAGAGAGCUUUUAAGGGCUAAUAAAUAAUGUGUGUUGUAUUUUCUUUAAAAAAAAAAAAAAAAUACAUAUUUCUACUAUU
Messenger RNA from Arachis duranensis, 1104 nucleotides. RefSeq names its product carboxylesterase 1. The record is from RefSeq and is a predicted model, not a curated record. NCBI's taxonomy places the organism in Eukaryota, Viridiplantae, Streptophyta, Magnoliopsida, Fabales, Fabaceae. The coding region runs from base 76 to 1026 and encodes 316 amino acids. The transcript has a single exon. Gene Ontology annotation, molecular function: hydrolase activity.